GAAUUUCUGAUCUUUCUUUUGAAGUACAUCUGUUUUUUGACCUUUAAAAUACAUUUUUACAAUAUUCAGCUGUUUCAUUUACAUUCUCUAACUCCCUCCCUGGCAUCUUUUUUGUUAUAUUGUAAAUAUUUCAGGAAAGGUUCAAAGAGUGGAACCUCUGGAAGAUGUUAUGGAUGCCAAGGUACAGGAAUGAAAAUCACAACUCGACAGAUUGGAUUGGGGAUGAUUCAACAGAUGCAGCAUGUCUGUCCUGAAUGCAGGGGCUCAGGUGAGAUGAUAAAUGAAAGAGAUAAAUGCCAACAAUGCAAAGGGAACAAGGUUACACAGGAGAAGAAGGUCUUAGAAGUGCAUGUUGAGAAAGGGAUGCAGCAUGGUCAGAAAAUUACAUUUGAGGGACAAGCUGAUGAAGCUCCAGAUACAAUCACAGGAGACAUUGUUUUCGUAUUGCAACAAAAGGAUCACCCGAGGUUUAAGCGGAAGUUUGAUGACCUUUAUGUAGAACAUACUCUUAGUUUAACAGAGGCUCUGUGCGGGUUUCAGUUUGCCCUAUCACAUCUUGAUGGCAGGCAGCUUCUGAUCAAAUCAAACCCUGGCGAGAUUAUUAAGCCUGGUCAACACAAAGCAAUUAAUGACGAGGGAAUGCCACACCAUGGCAGACCAUUUAUGAAGGGCAGGCUCUUCAUUCUGUUCAAUGUGGAAUUCCCAGACACUGGUGUUCUUACCCCUGGCCAGUGCCGCACAAUGGAGAACAUACUUACCCCAAGGGCAAGCAAACAGCUUUCUGAUAUGGAGUUGGAU
Carica papaya (papaya) is the source of this 798-nucleotide messenger RNA. The record is from RefSeq and is a predicted model, not a curated record. Lineage: Eukaryota; Viridiplantae; Streptophyta; Magnoliopsida; Brassicales; Caricaceae.